This is a messenger RNA of Menidia menidia (Atlantic silverside), 1722 nucleotides long. The record is from the annotation of a GenBank genome assembly. NCBI's taxonomy places the organism in Eukaryota, Metazoa, Chordata, Actinopteri, Atheriniformes, Atherinopsidae.
CGGAAGGUGUGAUGACGAUUGUGGCCGGAAGAGGGCAGCACAUGCGCACUUUGUAUCUUCGUGUAGCGCUACUUCCGUAGCGCGUCGGCUAAUUUCCGGAAUGUGUUGUUAAACCUCUGCCUACCGGGAUCGUUGGCGUCCACGUCCCAAACAUCCCCAUGACAAUGUCUCCGCUACUUCUCAGGGCUUUCGUGAACGAGCGGCUGACGAGGGCUGCUGAGGAAAUAUUCCAGGUGUUUGAACGAACAAUAGCAAAGUACGAAGAGGAAGCGUGCAGCUCCAAGCAGGAGAUUGAUCGGCUCAGGGCUCUGCUGCCGGGGCUCGGGUCAAAGCAAAGGGCUGCAGCUGUCGCCUGCUCGCCUGUCUGUACGGGGGAAGCUCUCGGUGAACAGCAGCAGUGUGAACAGGAGCCGAGCCUCAGCGAGCGUCAGGGGGACCCGGAGCCCCGACACAUUAAAGAAGAGGACCGCGAGCUGUGGGCCGCUGAGCAAGAGGACAUAGAGCGGGCGGACGUUGAGGCCGACGCAUUAGGCCCUCCUCAUUCUUUUGUCUGGGAGGAAAACAGGCAGGAGGACGCUAAACCGCUUCUGCCAGCCCCGAAAGAACACUGCGAAUCCCUGCACGGAUCUCAGGAGACGCAGAAAGCCGUAAAGCAGACAGAACAGUUCCCGUUACAUCUCUCCUCAAGCCUGUCUUCUCAUGAUGAAGGCGUGCAAAGUGGAAGGGAGGAUAAAGGAACCGCUGCCGUGUUUAUAUCAGACCAAACACAAAAAGAACCGGGCCGGGCUUCCUCCUUCCCCUGCGCAGAGUCCACAGACUUCUCCGUCCCGAAAGUGGGCCAUUGCUGCCAUUUGUGCAGCAAGUCCUUCUCCUCCAGCCACCGCUUGAUAAAUCACGCCUUCCGCUUUCACUCCAAGGACGCCGGCGUCACGUGCGCGGUGUGUGGGGGCGCCUUCGAGUCCACGGAGAGCCUGGACGCGCACCUCGGCUCCCACAAGAUCUCCAAGUGUUGCCACGUGUGCGGCAAGCACUGCACCAGCACCACCGCCCUGACCGAGCACAUGGCCGGCCACGCCGGCGUCAAGCUGCACCGCUGCCCCGUCUGCGGCAAAGAGUGCAGCCGCAAGGGAGACCUGAAGAUCCACAUGCGGAUCCACACAGGCGAGAAGCCCUUCUGCUGCUCCUUCUGCUGCAAAGGCUUCACCCACAGCGGGCACCUGAGGAAGCACAUGCGGAGCCACACGGGGGAGCGGCCGCACCGCUGCCAGCUCUGCGGCCGGGGCUUCCUGCAGAGCACCCACCUCAAGUACCACUUAGGAACUCACGCCCAGAAACGCUGACAGCCCCGCGCAAAGUAGGGAACGUGGGCGUUCGCCAUCCCACGUGGUGCAAUAACUUACCUCGUCGAUCACCGGCCAGCGUCACACCUCAAAAGGAUGCAAUUUAUUUCUAAAUUGAAAAAAAAGAUGUAGGGAAUUGCUGGUCUGGAUAUACAACGUAAUCAUAUCUGGAUUCUCCAACUGGUGUCUCUGCAAGUCUUUUCAAGUCCUUUUCAGUUCUUAUUUUUUAAGUCUAUCCUUUGAGGAAACAGAGUAUUUUUACUUCUAUCUUUCAAAUUAGGAAAUAUCCCCUUCAACUCGUCUGUUAACAUUAAUAAACAGAAAAGUAAUUACAGAUUUGACGUUGCACAAUUUGAACCAAAUAAUUAAACAACUUGAAGUG